This is a messenger RNA of Striga hermonthica, 584 nucleotides long. Lineage: Eukaryota; Viridiplantae; Streptophyta; Magnoliopsida; Lamiales; Orobanchaceae. The record is from the annotation of a GenBank genome assembly.
GAUCAACUGGGAUUGGAUUCAUACCUCAUGUGAUCGACGUGAAGCCAGGGGAGGAUGUAUCUUCGAAAAUAAUGGCAUUUUCUCAGAAUGGCCCAAGGACUGUUUGUAUUCUAUCCGCAAAUGGUGCCAUAUCUAACGUCACCCUCCGCCAAGCUGCAACUUCCGGUGGCACUGCAACUUAUGAGGGGCGGUUUGAUAUAUUGUCCCUUUCGGGGUCGUUUAUGCUGUCGGAUGUUGGUGGUCAUAAAAGCAGAACGGGUGGAUUAAGCACAACACUAGCCGGGCCUGAUGGAAGGGUUUUUGGUGGGUGUGUGGCUGGUUUAUUCAUAGCUGCCUCUCCUGUGCAGGUAAUAGUCGGAAGCUUCUUGGCCGACAGUCGGAAAGAAUCAAAAUCUGCAAACUACAUGGAGUCGAUAUCCGCUCCACCAAAGGUGAACCUUAGCGGCCCAACUGGUGCCAGCAGCUCCCCUUCACGUGGGACGUUCAGUGGAUCAUCUGGUGGGCCCGCAAGCCCUCUCGACCUUAGCUCCGGUGCUUGCAAUAACAAUCACCCUCAGUCCAUGUCAGCAAUGCCCUGGAAGUGA